AUGACAUAUGCUCCUGCUAAGAGUAAGGAGAGUGGGGGAGGGGGCAAUCCGUGCUCGAAGGAAUCUUGCAAGAAUGGUGGAACUUGUUACAGCGGUUCUGAGCGCUGCAGUUGUCACUGGGGAUCCUCUGGAAAUGACUGUCGCUUUGAGGGGUGCAAUAGAUCUCUUGGUAUUCUGAGCGGUGAAAUCAAAGAUUGGAGGAUCAAACCCAGUCCUGUGAGCCUGCUUCUUGAAGCGACAGGAGGAGCGGGGGACACUUGGAAACCCUACUGGUUUUAUAGAGACCUAUGGUUUCAGGUUGAACUCCAUAAUGGAUACACCUGGGUUACUGGGAUAGCGACACGAGGAAGGCUGAUUGCAUACGCGCUGCGUUAUUUUGGCUACAGAGUUCGGAUGCAGUGGUACACGGAGAGAGGACAAAGGCAUGCCAAGAUUUUCACUGGAAAUAGACACAAAUCUUUUGUUCGCAACAAACUUAAGACACCCAUCAGAGCUAGAUUCUUCCGUAUCUAUCCAUUGACUUGGAGAGGAAAGAUAAAAAUGAGGAUGAAGCUGUAUGGUUGUAAAGACUUAUGUUUGAACAUGCCAUGUAAGAAUGGAGGCAAAUGCGUUCCUGAUUAUAUCAACGAGAACUACACAUGCGUUUGUCCUGAUGGAUUUUACGGUGAUACCUGCAGAUUAGGUGACUUAUGCAAGCUUAGUAAACCUUGCUUACAUGAAGGUAACUGCUCAGCAGUCAGAUCCUGGCCUUACUUCAAAUGCACAUGUCCUUCCAAUUACACUGGUUUCGACUGUGGGUUCAAGAUAGGUGAUCCAUGCAAUAAUAGCUUUUGUCGUAACAAUAGCACAUGUCAGCGUAUAGAAUCCUGGCCGUACAGCCAAUGUGAUUGUUCUUCUGGAUACGCUGGUUUUAAUUGUGGAACUGAGAUAGUUCAUAACUGUCAGUCUCAUCCAUGUCUGAAUGGAGGAACUUGCUCACAGGAUGGCACAGGAUAUUUCAGAUGUAGUUGUCCUGCACGAUUCUUUGGCUAUUUCUGUGAAUAUAAACGAGUUCAUAACUGUCAGUCUCAUCCAUGUCUGAAUGGAGGAACUUGCUCACAGUAUGGCACAAGAUAUUUCAGAUGUAGUUGUCCUGCACGAUUCUUUGGCUAUUUCUGUGAAUAUAAACAAGAUUAUGUGUGUUCCGCCAACCCUUGUCUCAAUGAAGGAACCUGUACACCAAAUAACAAUUCACUGGGUUUUGAAUGCAGCUGCCCUUCCGGGUAUAUUGGAUUUAAUUGUGGCCUUCAAAGAGGCAAUCCGUGUUCAGAUUCAGAUAACCCCGAACCUUGCAAAAAUGGCGGAAACUGUACGCAGCAGGAUACUGCUUUGGGAUACACAUGCAAAUGCACAACGGAGUAUAUUGGGUUUAACUGUGGCUUUCUAAAAGACGAUCCUUGUUUUCCUAACCCUUGUCGAAACGGUGGAAAUUGCUCCAGAGACAUUAGUCUGAAGGAUUUUAUUUGCAAUUGCACCUUUGGAUUUAUUGGUAAAAGAUGUGAGAGCAAGAUAGUUCAUGGUAAUUGGAGUCUGUGGACGCCAUGGCCGAACUGUAACAAGCCGUGUAAUAACGGAACACGAAAAAGGAGGCGUGCUUGUGAUAACCCCAGGCCAGCUUUUGGUGGGAAAAACUGCACAGGGUUAACCUAUGAGUCCGAGCACUGUAACCAAGAAAAGUGUCCAGCGGAGAAUGUAAAAUACCAGGUUAAACUAAGAGAUGAAACAUGGCAAAAUUAUCUUGCGGAGCUAGGAAGUACAAAAUACGUGGAACUUGCGAAUCGAACUAAAAAAGCUGUUAAGGACUUUUACCACAAGAGGAAUGAAAAUGUUAAAGUUGAUGAGCUCAAGUUCAAGAAAGGAAGUGUAAUUUGUAGUUUUAACGUCACCUACGAGAGCAUAGACUCGCUACAGAUCGUCUCUUUCCUGGAGGAAAUAGCAGGAGGAUUACUGGGGGACAUUCCAGUUGAGUUAGACAAGAUCGAAACCAAUAGCGUACCCAAACGAGCUCCUGUGGUUUUGGAAACCAACAGCACAAAAUCGACGAGUAUUGUCAUAAAGUGGAGGCAAAAUCACUCCAACCCAACUCUGGGUAACAUGAUCGUCUACAAAGAAGCUAACGAAAAGUUCAAGACUAACACCAUGAAGUCAGUUCCACUCGAUGCAUCUGAAGCGAUCCUGGAGGAUUUGAAAAAGUUCACAAAUUAUACCAUCCGUGUGUUUGCCUUUUCGAGUAAAGGCAAUGGGGUGCCAAGUGACGCUGUCAAUGUAAGAACUCAAGAAGAUGUGCCAAGUGAGCCACCCCCUGACAUUGUUGUCAAAUCAACAAGUUCAAGUACAAUUCAUGUGUCCUGGGGGCCAAUCAGCCAAGCUUUCGUACACGGGAUACUUAUGGGAUACGAAGUUAGUUACGCAAAGGAUGAAGAGUCAUCGGCAUGGGACAACAAGACACUUGAUGCCAACGAACAUGAAACAGUUUUAAGUGACCUGGAAUAUUUCACUCCGUACAAAGUUGUGAUCUGCGCGAGAACAUCUCAAGGAUGUGGAAAAAAUGUCUCUCGCAAUGCUACCACAUUUGGUGAUGUACCUAGUAAGCCUCCACAAAACGUGACAGCUGAGAGAUUAAAGGCUGCAGACUCCAUCAACGUCACCUGGAAUGAAGUGCCGUUUGGUCACGUGAAUGGUCUGUUGAUGGGAUAUUCCAUAAAGUACCGAAGGGUGAAGACAGCCGAGAAAAAUGUAGUUCACUUGGAGGAGACGGCCAUAGCAAAAUCAACUGAUUUCUGGAUGGUACUCAAUGUUCAAACCUACUCGGUUUAUAAAAUCGAAGUGGCGGCUUUUACUCAAAAGGGCCUGGGGCCUUAUAGUGAAUAUAUCUAUGGUGAAACCUGUCGCUGUCCAAAGACUCUUUACACGAACUAUUGGUCAACCCCGCCGUAUCUAAAAGCGAAUCUAAAAGGAAACACUCUGGAUGGCAUUUUUAGUCACAUUGUCACAGAUAUGAUUUAUUCAGCUUGUGGAGAGUGUCCUGCAUACGGUUUCACCGAAAUCAACUUGACUUCAAACGGAAAUGGACAGCGAUCCGGCAAGGAAAGCCUUGUAGACGUUCUUGGUGACAUCGAUGAAGUUCCACAAAUAAGUUUUCCAAUGUACGGCAACAGAUACGUAACAAGAUUUGGGGGCGUUCACCCUUAUGUCAACCUCGUGGAGUCCCCUGGGUUGGCUUUUGUCGCCGCCAAGAGGACUCCAGGAGCAGCUGCAAGAAACAUUGUAAGCGCUGUGUUUUCGUGCUUUCCUCUGGUACUACUGUCUGCAUUUAUGGCCUUUCUUUCCGGGUUCAUUAUAUGGCUUUUGGAUAUGAAGAACAACCCAGAUCAGUUUCCAGCCUAUUUUAGCAAAGGUAUCGGCGAAGGAUUCUGGUGGUCGUUCGUCUCCAUGACUACCGUUGGUUAUGGAGACCGUUUCCCCUCUUCUGUUCCUGCCCGUAUUUUUGGUAUCGCAUGGACCCUCACUGGAAUCGUUAUUAUCUCAAUUCUUAUUAGUGCGAUUGCAUCGGCGCUGACGAUUGUCAACGUUCCAUACCCAAUCAAAUUGUACGGUGCAAAGAUUGGAGCAAUUCAAAACUCCACGGAACAUCGAAUUGGCACCCUAAAGAAUGCAAUAGUAAAUGAAGAAAAGAAAUAUAAAAAUCUUGAAGAAAUUCGUGCAGCGCUCGAGGAUGGAGAAAUUGAGGGUGCCCUUAUAGACACGUACGUUGCUGCAGAUCACAAGAGCGAACUUUUCAGUGACAGAAUCUAUGUGAAGGAGAUUUUGGACCAGCCACUUGGCUAUGGAGUUGUUCUUUCAGGAGCAGCAGUGAAUGUGGAGCAGAGAUGUCGGGACUUCAUCAACCUGCACAUGAGUAAUAUAUUCCACAUGAUAACCAUCUCGACAAAGACACUUGAUCCUGCUCCUCCAGAUGAAAAUGUGGAAUCAAGUACAGACUUGUUCGACGGUUCCUCCGUUAUGUUCCGCAUGGCCUUAGCUUCCUUGUCUGGAAUGCUUGGAUUAGCAAUCAUUGCUGGGAUAACUUACCACUAUCUGAUUUUCGUUCCACGCCAAAAGAGAGUUGACAGGCUAAAAGCAUCUUCAUCCCAACUUGCUCAGAAAAAAGCCCUAGUUGCAGAAAUGAGAGAUUUUGUACGCAUUUUUCACUCACAGAUGUCCACUCGAAUAUCUUCAGAGAUGGAUAAGUGUAAACAAGUAUUAAGAGACAUAAGAGAGGAAAGAAACAUUUCUAAACAAGGCGGUGCACUUUUAUUAAACAAUGUUAAAACUAAUCCAAUCUACUCAGAUGCGUCUGAGGGAUGUGAUUCCGUUGUGGCACAGCGACCUUUGGUAUUCAAAUCAGCGAAGAGUAUUGAAGAGCUUAACAAACAUAACACUUUUGUAAACACUGCUGCCCUAAAUUCUUCCGGAGAAAACUUGAGCCUUGAGAGUGACUCUGAUAACUGUACGAAAUGAAGUAACUUUGUGUUAGGUUACACGAAGACCUCAAUAAUAUAAUGACGACAAAGCUCAGAUCAGUUGAUGGAUAAGAUGGUGCUCAUGUUGCUAUGGUAAUUUUACAGGGUUUAGGAGAUGUUUAUAGCGGUGGUCUUUGACAGUUAGGCAUUCUAUGUUAUUUCGAUCUUUCACCGUGACGCGACAAGCAUUAAUAGUAUAGAUUUAUUGAAGCUGUUUAAGUAACUCCAAGAGCAUUUGCUUUGAAAUA
Pocillopora verrucosa is the source of this 4789-nucleotide messenger RNA. The record is from RefSeq and is a predicted model, not a curated record. NCBI's taxonomy places the organism in Eukaryota, Metazoa, Cnidaria, Anthozoa, Scleractinia, Pocilloporidae.